AUGUCGAUGUCCGACCUACCCCCCAAAGACAUGGAGGUGCAGCUUCCUCGUCCGACUAGGGUUAAGAGCAAAACCCCAGCCCCAAUUCAGAUCACUGCCGAGCAAAUUCUCCGGGAAGCCAGAGAGCGUCAGGAGGCUGAAAUCCGGGCGCCGAAGCAGAAAAUCACCGACCACAUUGAACUCGAUGAUUAUCGACUCCGCAAGCGCAAGGAGUUUGAGGAUCUAGUCCGCCGUGUCAGACGGGGUGUGAAAGUUUGGGUCAAGUAUGCAGAGUGGGAGGAAUCACAGAAGGAUUUAAGACGCGCACGGUCGGUGUGGGAGCGAGCGCUGGAGGUCGACUACCGGAACCACUCUAUAUGGCUCAAGUACGCCGAGUUCGAGAUGAAGAACAGGUGCAUCAACCAUGCCAGGAACGUCUGGGACCGUGCCGUUACUCUGCUUCCAAGAGUGGACCAGCUGUGGCUCAAGUACAUCCACAUGGAGCGUAUGCUCGGCAAUGUGGCCGGUGCCAGGCAGAUUUUCGAGAGAUGGAUGUGUUGGAUGCCGGACCAGGAGGCAUGGUUUUCUUACAUCAAUUUCGAGCUCAGUUUCAACGAGGUUGAGCGUGCCAGAGCCAUUUUCGAGCUCUUCGUUCAGUGUCACCCUAACGCUGAAGCUUGGAUUCGCUACUCUAAAUUUGAGAUGAAGAAUGGAGAUAUUGAUAGGUGUAGGAAUGUAUAUUCGAGGGCUGCCGAUCAAUUAGCACCUGACCCUGAAGAAUCACACAAGCUCUAUCUUGCGUUCGCUCAAUUCGAAGAGCUGAGCAACGAACCUGAGCGCGCUAGGUGUAUCUAUAAUUUCGCACUCCAUCAUGUACCCAAGGAUAAAGCUGAAAAUUUGAAUAAGAAAAUUAUGGAGUUUGAGAAGCAGUAUGGAUCUGAGGAACAGAUUGAGGAUGCUAUGGUGAGGGAGAAGCGCAUUGUAUGUGAGCGUAAAGUCAGGAAAAAACCUCUCAAGUAUAACAAUUGGUUUCGUUACAUUCAGCUUGAAGAAAGCGUGGGCAAUAAGGACAGAAUCAGGGAAGUUUAUGAGCGAGCAAUUGCUAAUGUUCCUCCAGCUAACGAUAAGCGGGGUUGGGAUCGUUACAUUUACUUAUGGAUUAAAUAUGCAUUGUACGAGGAGCUUGACGCUGAAGACAUGGAACGUACAAGAGACGUGUAUAGGGAGUGCCUAAAACUGAUCCCUCACAAAAAAUUCUCCUUUGCAAAGUUAUGGAUUCUUGCUGCCCAAUUUGAAAUACGACAGCUCAAUCUCAAGGGUGCACGACAAAUACUUGGAAACGCAAUUGGAAUUGCUCCUAAAGAUAAGAUAUUUAAGAAAUAUAUAGAGAUUGAAUUACAAUUGGGAAACAUAGACCGGUGUAGAAAAUUAUACGAGAAGUAUCUGGAGUGGGCACCAGAGAACUGCUAUGCAUGGAGCAAGUAUGCGGAGUUGGAAAUAUCUUUAUGUGAGUCAGAGCGAGCAAGAAGUAUGUUCGAGCUUGCUAUUGCUCAACCAGCUCUUGACAUGCCAGAAUCACUUUGGAAGACAUACAUUGAUUUUGAAAUAUCAGAGCAUGAAUUCGAAAGAGCCAGAGACUUGUACGAGAGAUUGUUAAACCGUACAAAACAUGUGAAGGUCUGGAGUAGCUAUGCCAAAUUUGAAGCAUCUGUUGUGAAGGAAACUGAUUUGGGAGAGCAAAAGAAACAGUGCGUUUUACGUUCAAGAAGAGUUUUUGAGAAAGCAGUAAACUACUAUAAAUCAGCUCUUCCCGAAUUAAAAGAGGAAAGAGCGAUGCUUUUAGGAGAAUGGAUGGAUAUGGAGGUUAGCUUUGCUGAUUUAGGUGAUACCAGCUUUGUUCAAACUAAGUUGCCCAAAAAGCUCAAAAAGAGAAGGCGAAUAGUAGCUGAAGAUGGUCCUGUUGGAUAUGAGGAAUACAUUGAUUACUUAUUCCCUGAGGAAAUGGAAACACAAACCGCAAAUAUGAAGAUAUUGGAAGCUGCGUACAGGUGGAAGAAGCAAAAACUUUGUUCUGAUAAGGAGGAGAGGGUUUUCUCUGUUGAGGAUUAGACUGGCACUGGCACUUGUCCAUAACCAUAGCCGUUAA
This is a messenger RNA of Ziziphus jujuba (common jujube), 2125 nucleotides long. RefSeq lists its product as uncharacterized. The coding region runs from base 1 to 2088 and encodes 695 amino acids. The transcript has 2 exons. Gene Ontology annotation, biological process: mRNA splicing, via spliceosome; spliceosomal complex assembly. The record is from RefSeq and is a predicted model, not a curated record. Gene Ontology annotation, molecular function: protein binding. Lineage: Eukaryota; Viridiplantae; Streptophyta; Magnoliopsida; Rosales; Rhamnaceae. Gene Ontology annotation, cellular component: U2-type catalytic step 2 spliceosome; Prp19 complex; post-mRNA release spliceosomal complex.